Messenger RNA from Tachysurus fulvidraco (yellow catfish), 8498 nucleotides. RefSeq names its product Rho GTPase activating protein 33 (gene arhgap33). Gene Ontology annotation, molecular function: protein binding; GTPase activator activity; phosphatidylinositol binding. Gene Ontology annotation, cellular component: nucleoplasm; fibrillar center; cell cortex. The record is from RefSeq and is a predicted model, not a curated record. The transcript is spliced from 23 exons. Gene Ontology annotation, biological process: small GTPase-mediated signal transduction. Lineage: Eukaryota; Metazoa; Chordata; Actinopteri; Siluriformes; Bagridae. The coding region runs from base 1613 to 7111 and encodes 1832 amino acids.
GGCUCAACCGAAUAUCACCUUACAGAUAUUACUAGCUUUUAAUAUGAUCUUUCUUUUUUUUUUUUUUUUAACAAAUAAUUCAAUUCUGCUGCUUAACGCUUAAUUCCAGUCACUGGAGCUUGAAGUGACAGAAGUGAACUUGCAUUAGAGCUGCUCAUACCCUGAGGGGAAAUAGCCUAGUUUGCACAACACAUCCAUAAACAUGUCAGACAGUGUUGUUUCUCAAAUAGUGGCAUGUGGGUGAAACUUCACAACGUCAGACUAGCCCCUACACAGCAAAGCUUAAUCAGUAUUACCAGAACUGGAAUGAGCUUGCUUUAUAAGUCAUAGCACGACACAACUGAUGCAUUUUCUUUCUCAAGAAUAGCGUAAUGCUCAUGUAUGUGGUCUGCGCAAGCCCACAUUCUAAUCCUGUCGCCCCAGAGCUGAUCUCAAACUGAGCAACACUUGAAUCAGCUGCUUAAAGUCUGCUUGAACUUGAUGUGUGUGACAUGGUAGGAUGCAACAUAGACAUGUGCCAAUAAUGGGUUUUCCUGAUGCAUCGCAAUUCUCAAGCUCUGUGUAUCAUAUAAAAUCGUUGUUUUGUUAUGGGUAUAUUUGAAUUCUUAAGCUAUAAGAAUUAUAGCUAAUUAUUGUACAGGUUGCUUUCCCAUUUGAAUAAAAUCCUAGGGAUGUUUCCUUUUCAGUUAUAUUUGUUACGACAGAGUGCGACACACUCGAAUGUGAGCCAAAACAACUGGCAAACACGUCGUGCAAUUUAGGCUGCGGGCAACAUGUUGAUAUUCUAGAUGCAAGCCAUCCGGUCCAAAAGCUGUAGUGCUUUUCAACAAGGAAAAAAUAAUGAAACCUAAAAGUUAAUUUGAUUUAGUGUCAGGAUUUAAAAGGAUUUUAGUGUCUACCUUAAAUUAAAAUGAGCCAGUUGAAACCAAAAACCAGAAUCACACACCACAUCCUCAGAUAAUUAAUUUAAAGCCUGAGGGCUAAAAAGCGACCAGUAACUGCUUUUUCAGCUACAGCAGCAUUGUAUCAUAGGUAAAGUUUUUCAUAACAUAGGUAAACGUUUGUCUCAUGAUGCCACAGUAGAUGCCAAGUGGGUGGGACCGUAGUCUCACUGGUUAAUUUUGGAGUCACAAAUGAUUACUGUUUUCUUAUUGGUGGUUCUUCUCUUUUUCUCUGCGUGCAAAGAUUUUCUUCUUAUCUAUGUUUAAGCUUUUAAUGCAGCUUUUUUAACCACCCAGCCGAUGCUUAUCUUUCUUGCUCGAUCAAACGUCACACAAGCUGAUUUUUCCUGUGCUAGAACCUUUCCCGCUGUGAUCCAGACACCUACCAAAGCUACAAAAUCUGUGCUUCUGUGGCCCACUUGAAACAGAGGAAGUAAAAUAGCCCACAGUUCCCAGGAGAGCGAAUCCAGUUAGAGUGUUGCUGACGAUAUGGGAGUUUGUUCUGUGUCUCUAACUCUGAUGGGGGGAAAGAAAAAUUAAGGAGAAGUUAAUGACUCUAACAAUGGCUUUAACAUGAAUUUCCUCAGCAGGCUCGGAGUACAGAUAAUCUGGACAGUUCUGGGGAGGCCGCCACCCGCUCCAUUGGCACCACUGCCAACUUGAAGGGGAAGAUGAGCAAAAGGCUGUCUGUCGUCAAAGGCCACUUCCCAAAGCUCACUGACUGUGCCCACUUUCACUAUGACAACGUCGCCUUUGGUUCGAUUGAGCUUCAGUUUGCUAGCGAACAAAGUGAUGCUAACUGGAGCUCAGCCAAUGCUAAAGACCAUGUGUUCCUCGUGCAGGUCUCCUGCCAGGGUAAGACAUGGACGGUGCGCCGGACGUACGAGGAGUUUCGCAACCUGGACGCUCACCUGCACCAGUGCAUCUAUGAUCGGCGCUACUCUCAGCUCCAGCCCCUGCCGUCACUCACUGAGAUCGGGGAGAGAGUGGAGCUCUUCACCCCCAUGCUCUCCGAGUACCUGAACCGUCUCACCGUGAUCGUGGACAGUAAGCUGAACUGUGGGCCUGUGCUCACCUGGAUGGAGAUUGACAAUCAUGGCAAUCGUUUUCUGCUAAAGGAAGAGGCGUCUUUAAACGUCCCAGCAAUCGCAGCAGCGCACGUCGUCAAGCGCUACACAGCCCAAGCCAGUGACGAGAUUUCUAUUGAGGUUGGUGAUAUUUUGUCUGUGAUUGAUAUGCCAACCAAAGAGGAGACCACCUGGUGGAGAGGAAAACAUGGCUUUCAGGUUGGCUUUUUUCCCAGCGAGUGUGUCGAGCUGAUCAAUGAGAAAAUGCCCCAGUCUGUCAGCACUCCCGCUGCCAAGAUGGAGUGCGAUGGAGGCAGCUCUAGACCUGGAGUCGCCAGUGUGCCUGGUCCGUCUUCUCCCACAUCAGUUUCUAAGAAGCACGGCAAGCUUAUGGGUUUCCUUCGAGCCUUCAUGAAAUCCAGACCCAGCAAGCAGAAGCUGAAGCAGAGGGGCAUCCUGAAGGAACGGGUCUUCGGCUGUGACCUAGGAGAACACCUUCUCAACUCCGAACACGAUGUUCCGCAGGUCCUAAAAAGCUGCUCAGAGUUUAUUGAGAAGCACGGCAUAGUAGAUGGCAUCUACAGGCAUUCUGGGAUUUCAUCCAACAUCCAGAAACUGAGGCACGAAUUUGACAGUGAGAAUGUUCCAGACCUGACGAAAGAUGUGUACAUGCAGGACAUUCACUGUGUAGGAUCCCUCUGCAAGCUCUACUUCAGAGAACUGCCCAAUCCGCUUCUCACCUACCAGCUCUAUGACAAGUUUGCUGAUUGCAUGGGGGAGAUGACCGAGGAUGAACGCAUGGUGAAAGUGCACGAUGUCAUCCAGCAGCUUCCUCCACCUCACUACAGGACGUUAGAGUACCUCAUUAAGCACCUGGCCCGUCUAGCCACCUUCAGUGAAGAGACCAACAUGCACAUUAAGAACCUGGCCAUCGUCUGGGCUCCAAACCUGCUCAGAUCGAAGGAGAUCGAAUCAGCGGGGCUCAACGGUGCUGACCCAUUUAAAGAGGUGCGCAUCCAGUCAGUGGUGGUGGAGUUCUUACUCACCAAUGUAGAGGUGCUCUUCAGUGAUUCGUUUACAUCAGUGGGACGGUUUACCGCAGCUCGACAGUCCCUGACCAGGCCCAAGUCAUUUGUAUCCACUAGACUGCUAUCUCUGGAGGAGGCCCAGGCUCGUUCCCAGGCUCCUCUGCUCCUACAAGGAUCUACUCACCCACUACAGGAUCGCUUCCACACUGUGCUGGACCUCCCUACUCACAGAAGAAAAAGAGGACCAAAGGUACGGAAGGCAGCUGGAGGGAGCUGGAAGACGUUUUUUGCUAUUGGGAAGCCUGCAGGAUCAGGCCGUCGUAAACCCAUCCGGAUCACCUCACUUUUCCAGCCCUCCACCUCUCACGCAGGUUGCAGAGUGGACAGUGUCACUCUGCGGUCAGCAAAGAGCGAGGAGUCUCUUUCUUCGCAACAGAGUGGAGCAGGUCCGGGGAAGCUGCAGCGCUUACGAAGACCUCGCUCCAGUAGCGAUGGUCUUUCUCUGGCUGCCUCCAUGGACCCUCAGCUUUUGUCUCAUCCAGUUCCAUCGAAAAUCCCACCCAGUCGCUCAUACGACAGCUUGCUGCCUGACGAGGCCCGAGAAGGUAAUGAUGAGGAAGAUGAGGAAGAUGAUGAGGAGGGAGUCUACAUGCUGCCUGAUUUCUCACAGGACCCUGCCACAUCCUGGAUGGCUGAGGACAUGGUUGACUUUAGCCCCACCUUUCCAGAUGAGGGGCCGAUAGGAACCGUUGCCCCUGGUGAUAGGGAAUCACCAUCUGUAGCUACGCCUCCUCCCUACCGUUGUCUGAGUCGCCAAGCACAUGCCCGUUCUGGAAGUCAGCGUUCAAUCACAGAAGACCCAGACUCUGUGCUCAACCAGUCAGAAGCAGCGGCACGUCGGAGUCUGAUUUUGGCCGCAGCUGCCCCAACCCAGCAGGUGUUCUGUCAGCAUAGACCUCCUGCUCUUAAUACCCCUGCCUCCAGCACCACACAGUCUGGAGAUCCCAACCUUAGUCCUUCCCAAAGCCAGCCUACUGCCCCACCAGCUCCUGUACCUUCCACUCAACCGCCACAGGAACGGCGCUCAUUUACAAAAAAGGUUGUGCAUGCCCUUUCACCGAAAGCACCAAAGUCACCUCCACUGGACAUAUCUGACCCCAUUGCUAUCAGUGUGCCUGCCAAGGUGCUGGAAAUGAUUGGGGGGCGAGCUGGCGAAUUGCAGUCUGGGAACCUAGGCGGUGGGCCCUCCCAGCCACCCCAAAUGAUAUCUAUGCUGCUGAAGUCUUGUGACUUCCAGCUUACAGAGAGCUGCCAACAGGAGCUAAGCAGCAAGUUUGGCCAUGAGGUUAAGAUCAGAGGCUCCAGUAUUAUUGGUCCUACUGGUGCUCCCCUGCCCUCCCAAAAGCCUCCCCCUCCCCCUCCUAAAAAUCCAGCACGCCUUAUGGCGCUAGCACUGACUGAAAGUGCCAACAAAGCACUUCGGCAAGGUGCCUCUCCUCCCUAUCGUCCCCGUCAGGCCGGGACUCCCCCGGAUGCUGACACCCGUUUCCAAAGGUCCCUGUCUGCUGAUGCAGGGGCUAUUCUCUCCUCUGAUUCAGACCAGCUGUACUCUACUGUGCGUCCCCUGUCUGUGUGGAUGUCUGAGGGUGGUGGUGAAGUUAGCGCUCCUGAAAAGACUACAGAAUUGGCACAGGAAGAGGAGCCAAGAUCACCUCCAGGCCAGGACAUGGGUACGCUCUCCUCUGAUGCCUCAGUUUCUGACUCUGGAACAUCUAACAGUGAGCUGUCUGCUAGUAGUUCCUCUGGGGACAAUGAGAAAACUCCAAGCCCGGUAUACAACCAGAAGCCACAGAUUCCUGCAACUACAAAUCAGACUCCUAAAUCCAGUCCACCUCCUGCUAGUGAGGUAACUUCACAGAGGAAACCCCCAGCAUAUGGCCGGCAGUUCUCUGCUCCACACCUCCAGCAACAGAUGCCAGGCUCUGAGUCCAAAUCCCUCAACCAGGCUCAUUCCCAGUUACUGCAUUCCAGGUCAGAGAGCUCCCCUUUGGCCCACUUACAUGCCUUCCAGCCCACACGCCCCAAAGUGCCCCCUAGGCCACUGGAUUCUGCCCCACCAAGGCCCCCAAUCCCCAAGGCUGAUCGACAUGACUUCAUGCGUCGCUCCCUGGAUGCUGGUCGCAUCCGACGCAUGGUGGGACCAGCUCAAGGCAACCCACCCCUUUCAAGAGCUUUUUCUGAGCGCAUUAGCAACACAUCUGAUGCACGGUCUCGCUACCAUGCAGCCAGAUUGGCCAACCAGGCGGCACAGGUUGUGACAACUGCUCACCCUCUCAUGCAGCAACAGCUGGCACAGGUAUCUCAUAUCCGACCGGCAUUUUCAUCUUCCGAAGAUUCCUCCAACAUGGAAAAUUUAUACUAUGAGAUUAGUGGACCUGAUCAUCCACCUAGUUACUCCCAACAUAGUUACCAGAACAUGAGGUUAGAUGUGGAUGGAAACUACAGGCUUUCAGAGGCAGCCAAUCAAAGGCCCCAGUCUAGGGGUCAUCACCCACCCCCCUACUCACAUGUGCAAGGGUCUACCUGUGCUUCUCAGCUUUGGUCCUCUGAAACUACACGUGCAUGGACUGCAGCUCACUCGCACUCCUCCUCCUUCUCUCAUUCUCAACGUCAUUCUCACAACCCCCCAGGUCCUCGUGGUCACCCUCGGCUGCAGCGUCAGACCUCCUCCUCAGUCAGGCUGACCCGCAGCGAGCUGCACCCCAUCCCUGCUGCCUCUUGCUUGGGCUCAUCUGGGGGAAUGGUGCCUCUGUCUGUGCACCAACGUAACCUGCAAUGUUCCAUGCGCUCACCCUCCUCCAAUCUUAGUACCUCCCAGCUACAUCCAUACUUUGAAAAUGGGAAGGUGUGCUAUCGCUAUUUUGAGACUUCUGGGCAAGAGGAGGAACCACUGAGCCACCUUCAGCCUUCCAUGCCAAAAUCGCAGGCCCAUUCAUCCCAAACCUCCCAGAUACAAACAUUUCACCAACCAUCCAAAGAUGAACCCAUUUAUGUGAACUACCCUUUCACCAGCCCUUCAGGGGCUGGAACGAACGCUAAGACUUGGGCCACCACAGACUUGGACGGAGAUGCCCACCAACAGUGUGAACCUGUCACACACCCUCCCUCUAUAGAGGAUGAGCAGCAGUCCACACACAAAUCUCUAGAUCAAGAGUGCACUAGUUUUGAAAGGCCUUCUCAAAACGAUGGUGCAUCAGAUUCCAAGGCACUGGAGAUACAUACAGCCUCUGAUACAACGCACUUUUGCAGCCACUCUGACUUGCAAAGCUCAAGCUCGGAGCCAAAUCAGACAAUGACCGGGAAGGACAUUGCUUCGCUUCUGAUUGAGAAGCUUGCAGAGGACGAAAGAGAGGGUCAAAAUGUUGCCGCUUCAUCUUCAGCAUCUUCCUCUCCCCAUGUUGAGUACCCCCCUAACCCGUACCCCAGCCAACAUCAUAAGCGCCCACCACCUGCUUACAACCCUGGAUCUUCUCGGGGUCAUUUUGAGAGCCAGGGUCUGCCACGAGAAGGCUCUGGGGCUUUUCAACGGCAAGAUCCCAUGCGUCGUUCUUCCAGUGGCCAGUAUAGACAAGCCUUUGAUGUUAUGCCAUCUGGUGACCAAGUUCUUAAGUUUUACAGAAGCCAAGACUUUAUCCCAACUCCCCAGGGAGAAAGCACAACACCAAACCCAUACCCAACAAGACCUCACUGUCAGGAUCCCACCAGUCAUAUUGUUCAAGCUCACCCAGACACACCCCAUUCCUCUACUCCUCCUUUGGUGGCCUUUUCAAACUUGUCUCUAAGCACACCAAGAGGAUAUGGGUCUCAAAUGGAAGUUAAUCCAUAUAACCAGUACCCAUUCCAGGCAGGCCAAGUUCUCCCCCCCUAUCCCAAUGCUCCCAGGAGGGAUGUGAUCCUGGAUCCUGCUCUUCGACCUCCGGGACUUCGGAACCAGAGAGACUUGAACCGCCAGGGCAGUCUGUCUGGUCCCAACUGGUCUAUUCACACAGAGGGCCAGACUCGCAGUUACUGUUAAAGCACAUACCAAUGGCAAGGCUAAACUUUAUUUGGACUGGAAGUGAAGUCCUUUGGGAGGAAUGUCCUAAAAUAACCCCAUGCUGUGCUGGACUUUAAAAGUAAAGAAAAGAGAAGUAAACAGAGAGGGUAGGGCAUGAUGGUUAGGAAAAAUCAAAGAAGUGAACCAUAUAGUGACUUAGAUAUGUAAACAUUCCAGUAGACACUGUGUUGUCCAGCAGAGGGCAUCAGAGAGUUGUAUGGCUGCUGUCCCACUGAAGGGAGUAUCAGGUAUUAUGCAUGGUGGUGUAUUUUUGCUUUAGGUACAUUCUGGGUUUAAGUUUAUUGCCAGAACACUAGGUGACAGGACAGAAAGUGGUGUACAGGGAAAUAAGCUUGGUAUUUCUUUUUUUUAAAUGCUAAAAUAAUUUGAUUUAAACUUUAUGCUGCUGGCUGGUUCUAAAGAAGCACAUUUUGUUUUAUUUUGCCUCAGUAUUUUUCUGUUUGUAGCAGUCUGACAUUUUCAUUUUUAGUGCUUUUUAACUAUAAUUUAACUUCAUUACAAAGAGAAUUGAAGGUUUUUUCUAUUUCAAAGAUCACAAAGAAAUAGGAAUGUUUUUUAUAGUUUUAAGUCAUUGCUGUGUGUGGGGGGGAGAAAGCGAGAUAAAGGGCAUGCGUUUUCAUUUGUGUAUGGAUGCUUGUGUCACAAUAGUCGUCUAUGUCCUAUGAAACGUUCAUGAAGGAAACACUGCCAUGUACUUAAUGUGUGUGUACUCGCAUGUGUCCAUGUUUGUGGAAGGUACUGCACAUAUAACCAUGAGCACUGGAUAUGGGAUUUAAUAGCUGAAAUGUCAACCAAUGUGUUAAUCAAUAGAUCAGUCAUUACAUUAAUGGUAAAUACAGAGGUUUCCUCAUAACAAUAAGUUGCACCAUAGUUUUUGCUGCAUGGCCCAUCAAAGGUUUUAGGACAUCUUUGUUAUUAUUAUUAUUGUUGUUAUAAUUAUUAUUAUUAUUAUUAUUAUUAUUAUUAUUAUUAUUAGUUUUUGGAGGAUGUGCUUUGUGCAAUGAAACCUGCCCAGUCACCUAACCUUAAUUCAAUCUAGCUGCUCUGGGACGAGUUGGGCGGAAAGGUUUGAGUCAUGGCAGAGCAACUUUAAAAAUAUCUGGAAAAACAGACUGUUUAGUAAAGACUGUUUUGACAUAUAAUUAAAUAUUUGAUUCAUUAUUAAUGUCUACAAAUUUUUGAUGGGCAAUGUUUGUCCGGUUGUGAUGCCUGUUGAAUCUGUUGUCUUUCCAAAUCUGAGGAAUUGUUAAAAAGUUCUCACAGAUGUGUUCGCUUAAUGAUUUAAUGAUUAUAUCACAAAAAAAAGUGUGAAUAAUUUAUCAAGUUUUUACUUAUACAAUUUAGU